AUGUCAUCAACAAAGGCCACUAUACUGCUACUGGGAGGGACAGGUAAAGUUGCGUCGCGCAUUGCAAAACGUCUCUCCGAAGCCAACUACUCCGUUCUCCAGGCAUCUAGAUCUGGCAAAUCAACAGCAUCUUAUCAAAAUUGCUCGGGAGUAAAGUUCGACUGGUCCGAUGAGAGCACUUACGAUCUGCCAUUUUAUGGCCCGGCAAUCGCAGCGGUAUUCAUCGUGUCACCUCCUGUACUCAACAAUUUAGAGCCAUCUAAGAAGUUCAUUGAAAUUGCAAGAAAAAAAGGAGUUAACAGAUUUGUACUGCUCAGUGCCAGUCUUCUAGAGGUCGGCGAUGGACCUGCUAUGGCUCAGGUCUCCAAGUAUAUUGCCGAGUUAGGAGUUGACUAUGCUAUUCUUCGAUCCACAUGGUUCAUGGAAAACUUCUCCGAAGGACAGCACCAACCCACCAUUCGGGAUAGUUCUCAGUUCUACACUGCUUCUGGAGAUGGAAAAGUUCCAUUUGUCUCUGCAGAUGACAUCGCGAACGUUGCUUUCUGCGCCCUUACAGACGAGAAACCGCACAAUACGGAUCAUUUGAUCCUUGGGCCGGAGCUUUUCACAUACGAUGAGGCUGCAGCUCUCAUCUCCUCUAAACUCGGACACACAGUCACACACGUAAGAAUCACAAAGGAGCAAUUUAAAGAAGGGUUGAUGAAAUAUGGCGUCGAGGAAGCUUUUGCAACAAUGCUUGCAAGUCUUGAUACUUAUGUCAGUCAGGGCUGGGAGGCAAACUUGAACGAUGUUGUUGAGAAGGUGACUGGGAAGAAGCCGAAAACUUUUGAGGCUUUUGUCGAAGAGUGUGCUGAGAAGGGUGUUUGGGUCAAGAAGUGA
Messenger RNA from Glarea lozoyensis ATCC 20868, 879 nucleotides. RefSeq names its product NAD(P)-binding Rossmann-fold containing protein. The coding region runs from base 1 to 879 and encodes 292 amino acids. The record is from RefSeq and is a predicted model, not a curated record. The transcript has 3 exons. Lineage: Eukaryota; Fungi; Ascomycota; Leotiomycetes; Helotiales; Helotiaceae.